Molecule: messenger RNA, 1530 nt
Organism: Trichoderma asperellum CBS 433.97
Lineage: Eukaryota; Fungi; Ascomycota; Sordariomycetes; Hypocreales; Hypocreaceae
Source: RefSeq, a predicted model, not a curated record
CACGCUGUCGUUGGUAUUAGUUAGCAUUUACCCGUCGGCCUCACCCCGCAUUUCGGUCUGAUCUCCAUUACGAUCUUCAAGUUGAAGAUGCCGUUAUAGUAUAGCAAAUGGGAUAUAAAAGCUUGGCACCAACCGUUAGCUGCACAAGAUAUGACUGCCGAUGUAAUAUACAGCAUUGACAUCGCCCAAAGACACCGUCUCCCUAAGAUGAAAGCCUGAAUUGGCCUUUUAACAGCUUCAUACUUGGGACAUUAUAAAUAUUCUAGUCGGCUAAUUCGCCAAUCUCGCCUUACAAUGAGACUCCUUCGGCUGGAGUUAGCCCGGCUCUCAUUUCUUUUGAUUGCCUUCUUCGUUGCUUCUUCAUAUCAGACAUGCACGUCCGACGAAGAUUGUAGCCUCAACGGCGUUUGCGGCCGCAACGGCGUCUGCAAGUGUGAUCCGGCUUGGACUGGCGAUGAUUGCGGCGCCCUUGACAUUCGUCCUGCCAAAAGGGCGGGCGGUUACAAUCUGACUGCAGAGGGCACAUCAUCAUGGUGUUCCAAGAUUGUCAAGGAUCCGUGGGAGAAAGAUCUUUAUCACCUCUUUGCUUCUGAGUUUACACACGGCUGUGGUCUUGACUACUGGGCUCCCUAUAGCCGCAUCAUCCGUGCUGAAUCUCGCACUGGUCCUGCUGGUCCUUACAGCUUUGCGGCUGAGGUCAUGGGAACUUUCGCCCAUAACCCGAACGUCGUGUAUAGCCCGGCUGAUCGAGAGUGGCUCCUGUAUUACAUUGGAUGCCCCACGAACGUAUCGGACACAUGCCAGUCUCAGAGCGUCACUUGCGGGCCGGGAAACAACAACAAUGGAGAGAGUGGUAUAUCCGUGCUCAGCAGCAGAGAUCUUCGACACUGGGAGUUCAAGGGACAGGUGAUGCAGGGCGACAAUACAACCGAUUGGGAUGCCGAUGUCACGAACCCUGCUCCAUUCCCCCUGUACUCCAACUCGUGCUCGAGAACAGGGGCAUACGCAAAUGGCCAACACUGCCCUGGCCACACUGACGCUAUGCUCUUGGUCUACCGAGGUUGUCCAUUCAACUGUGGUGGUGCAGAGCAAAUCAAUGUCGCCAUCUCAGAGACUGGCUACGAAGGUCCUUACACAAAGAUUGAGCCAGAUCCCAUCUUUGACGAAGGCAACGAAGAUCCAUUCGUCUGGCGCGACAAACGAGGCAACUUUCACAUGCUUCUGCAUUCUCUUGAGGCAGAUGGCGCUUUUGGCUCGGGACCAAAGGUUGGUCGACAUGCCUGGGCUAAGAACUAUACUGGGCCCUGGACGUUUGGCAGCCAGACGCUGGCAUUCAGCACCGAGGUAGAAUAUGAUGAUGGGACAACUAUCAACUUUUACCGCAGAGAGAGACCAGAGCUAUACUUUUCGGACGAUGGGCUGAUGACGCCGCUGUUGCUCAAUACUGGUGUGCAGCCUCAGAAUAGCCCUCAGAGCUACAGCAUUAUUGUACCUCUGGGAGAUGCUGGAGUGAAGGCCCAGGGUAAAUAA